AUGGAGUUUCCUCUUCUAUCCAUCUUCACUUUACUCAAUUUUGCAGUGGUGGUAACACACGCAGCUUUACCCCCUGAAGUUUACUGGAAGUCGAAGCUUCCCACAACUCCAAUACCAAAAGCCAUCACAGAUCUGCUUCACUCUGAUUGGGUGGAAGAGAAAAGCACCUCUGUGGGUGUAGGGAAGGGUGGCGUGAACGUUAACACAGGGAACGCAAAGCCUGGAGGCACUUCAGUGAACGUUGGAAAAGGAGGAGUGAAUGUUCAUGCAGGGAAUGGAAAGCCUAAAGGCACAUCUGUGAAUGUUGGGAAAGGUGGAGUGAAUGUAAACACAAGACCAAAGGGAAAGCCAGUGCAUGUUGGUGUGGGGAAAUCUCCAUUUGAUUACAAUUAUGCAGCCAGCGAGACCCAAUUGCAUGAUGAUCCCAACGUGGCACUCUUCUUCCUGGAAAAGGACUUGCAUCAUGGAACCAAAUUGAACUUGCACUUCUCUCACACAUCAAACGUUGAGGCCACAUUCUUGCCUCGUCCUGUGGCUGAUUCCAUACCCUUUUCAUCAAACAGGGUCAGUGACAUAUUGCACAGGUUCUCCAUCAAGGCAGGGUCAGAUGAGGCUGAAAUGGUGAAGAACACCAUCAGUGAGUGCGAAGAGCCUAGCAUCAGAGGAGAGGAAAAGCGUUGCGUGACUUCCCUUGAGUCCAUGGUUGAUUUCGCGACUUCGAAACUUGGAAACAAUGUUGAUGCCGUCUCCACAGAAGUGGGAAAAGAGAGGGAGUUGCAAGAAUACACAAUGGCAGCAGGAGUUAAGAAGUUGGGUGAGGAGAAGGGUGUUGUGUGCCACAGUGAGAAAUACCCUUAUGCAGUGUUCUACUGUCACAAAUCAGAUAGCAUUAGAACCUAUUCUGUCCCAUUGGAGGGUGCUGAUGGAAGCAGGGUCAAAGCAGUUGCAGUGUGUCACACUGACACAUCAAAUUGGAAUCCCAAGCAUUUGGCCUUCCAAGUGCUUAAAGUUCAACCAGGAACUGUUCCCGUCUGUCACUUCCUCCCUCAGGAUCAUGUCGUCUUUGUUCCUAAAUAA
Sphenostylis stenocarpa is the source of this 1077-nucleotide messenger RNA. NCBI's taxonomy places the organism in Eukaryota, Viridiplantae, Streptophyta, Magnoliopsida, Fabales, Fabaceae. The record is from the annotation of a GenBank genome assembly.